AACAAAGCCACUCGUGCCACUGCAUGCAUGCACACGAGCGGUUGUGAGCUGCUUGCUCAGCUUGGGAAGCUACCCCACUCAUGACGCAACGCACUGCAGUGAAAACCCCGGAACUUACCCCGGCUGCCCUGCCUCGACACAGCCCGCUCACAUAACGACUGCAUACAUAGGUCAGGCAGUUACCAGGGGAUUCGAGCUGACCUUUGUCGACUCCCGGUCUGGCAAUUGUUUGUUUUUUUUCACCCGACAACAUUCGGCUUGUGGAGGGCCAGCACCGACUCAAACAUUCGGAAACACUCAAGAGAGUUGCAACUACCCCUCCACUCUCUAGUCUCGGUCGAAGAACCAUCACACAUGAUCAUAGUGCAAAAAUUAAAUUGAACCACAACUCAAAAAAAAUUAUAUAUAAAACUCGAAACGACUUCAUAAUGGAGUCAUUCAAUCUCCUCAGGCGCCGCACCACCGAGUUGUUCAACUCCAUGCCCGCCGUCCCGGCGAUGCCGUCGAUGCCCUCGUUGGGCAACCGUAAAGGCGGCGGCAUGAAAGGAACCUGGGAAAAGCUCGAGAUCCCGCCGCUUCCGCGGUCGUCUCAUUCGGCCGACAUCGUGGCCGGGACCGUCUACAUUUUCGGCGGCGAGGUCGAGCCCCGCCGUCCCGUCGACAACGACAUGCACGCCAUCACGCUGCCGUCGAGCGGCGCCCAGGCCGACUACUACGCUAUCAAGGCCAAGUCGGCCAAUCCCUCAGCCCGCGCCGGGAACCUCGCCGUCCCUACCGUGAAGGAGCCCGAGCCCUCCGACUCCGGCUCCGACGAAGAGGAAGACGACGAGGAAGACGACGACGAAGAAGACGACGAAGACGACUCCGAAGAAGACUCGGACGAAGAGUCCGACGAAGAAGAAGAAGACGACGACGACAAGGAGCUAUCCGAGGUCCCGCUUACCACGCCCUCCGCGGCCGCCGCCACCAAGGAGGCCAAGGGCAAAUCCAUCGCCCCCGCCCCCGCGCACCCGGCGGCCCUCCCGGACGUGCCCGCCCCGCGCGUCGGGCACGCCACCGCGGUAAUCGGCCACCGGAUCUUCCUCUUCGGCGGGCGCGGCGGGCCCGACAUGCGGCCCCUCGACGAAGGCGGCCGGGUGUGGGUCUUCGACACGCGCACGCACCUGUGGUCCUUCCUGGACCCAUCCCCCGCCGCCGCCGGCCUACCCGACGGCACCCCGCGCCCCGCCCCGCGCAGCUACCACGCCGCGGUGGCCACCGCCAAGCCGGACACCUUCGCACAACCCACGCGCCCGCGCGCGCAGAGCACCAAGGCCGAGGCCUGGCGCGACUGGGCGCUGGGCACGUCGGCCGACGCCGAGCACACCCACGGCACGCCGCAGCGGCCCGUGGUGGGGGUGCUGGCGGAGCGCGCGACGGAUGCCGAUGCCGACGGCUAUGGCACGCUGAUUAUUCAUGGCGGCUGCCUGGCGGAGAGCGAGGGCCGCGCUGCUGAUGUGUGGGCGUUCGAUGUGCGCUCGCGCGUGUGGCAGCGCCUGCCGGAUGCGCCCGGGGCCGGGCGGGGUGGGGCCGCGCUGGCGCUGGGUGGCGGUGGUGGUGGGCGGUUGUAUAGGUUUGGCGGGUUUGAUGGGGAGUCGCAGGCCGGUGGCCAGCUGGAUUUUCUCGAGCUGGGCGUGGAUGCCUUUGACGACCAGGUCAGUCGCGGCGAGGCGGUGCUGUGCGCGCGCGGCCGCGGCGGGUGGAAGAGCCUGCUGUUUUAUGGGAACGAGGAUGUUGGUUACAAGGAGGUCGACGCCGCGCUGCGGCCGCUGCAGUCCCAGCACGGCGGCGAGGGCGCCUGGCCGGGCAACCGCAGCGUGGCGGCCAUGGAGGCGGUGACGGUCGGCGGCGGGCGCGAGUAUCUCGUGCUGAUGUUUGGCGAGCGCGAGGCGUCGGGCGCGGGCCACGAGGCGGCGGGCAGGUUCUGGGACGACGUGUGGGCCUUCCAGGUGCCGUCCGAGGGCAUGUCGCUGGCGAGCGUGGCGGAUACCGCCUUUUCCGUCGUGGGGAGGAAGAACGGGGAGGGGUCGUGGACCAAGGUUGAGACGGGCCCGCAUGACGACGAGGACGAUGCCUCGGCCGAGGGGCCCGGGCCGCGGGGGUGGGUUGCCAGUGCGACCAUGGGUGAGCUUGAGAACGGCAUCGUUGUGUUUGGAGGCCUGAAUGAGGGGAACCGGCGGCUUGGGGAUGGCUGGAUCCUGAGACUGGGUUGAUUUCUUGGCCAAGCCUAGGGCCGACGGCUUGUUAUGACUGACGAUGCGUGUUUGGUGGAAGAAGUGUGUUGGUUAAUAUGGAUACGCGGCGUUGGCGGCCGAGGGGUUUUUUGAUUUGUUGUUUGAGAUGAACCUGAUGACGAAAUUUAGAAAAAGCGACCUUUAGGGGGUAGCAACCAGCUUGCAGUUACCUAACAGUUAGUCUAAGAGCAGCAGUUGAAUUCGGUCCGUUGUCACAGAUCUGC
Chaetomium fimeti is the source of this 2497-nucleotide messenger RNA. RefSeq lists its product as uncharacterized. NCBI's taxonomy places the organism in Eukaryota, Fungi, Ascomycota, Sordariomycetes, Sordariales, Chaetomiaceae. Gene Ontology annotation, molecular function: protein binding. Bases 429 to 2252 code for a protein of 607 amino acids. The transcript has a single exon. The record is from RefSeq and is a predicted model, not a curated record.